GCAAGAUUAUCGAAAUCACAUAUUUUUCUAGGCUCUCUCUUGUAAUAUUAAAAUCAUUGAAAAUGUUGAAGAUCGUGUGCUUGUUUGCUGUUCUUGCGGUAGCGUUAGCAGAUGUGCGGCCUGUUCCACUCAGUGCAGUUCCAGUACCACAUCCUCGAGCUCUGACUGAACCUUCGACGGCACAUGAAAGCGAAAAACCAGUUAACAAGGAGUCCCAAGUACAAGAUGCCUCGAGCGACAUGGACAAAGCGGAAACAUUUGGCUUCGGAUAUCACAAGCAUAUCUAUGCUGCACCUCAUUACUAUGGAGGAUAUUACGGUGGAUACCACGGAGGAUAUGGAGGAUAUCAUGGUGGAUACUACCCAUACUACGGAAAUCAUUAUGGAUAUCCGUACUAUUACUAAACGUAGUUGCAAAUAAAUUAAUUUAAACUAAGAA
This is a messenger RNA of Aedes aegypti (yellow fever mosquito), 438 nucleotides long. RefSeq lists its product as uncharacterized. The transcript is spliced from 2 exons. The coding region runs from base 63 to 404 and encodes 113 amino acids. The record is from RefSeq and is a predicted model, not a curated record. NCBI's taxonomy places the organism in Eukaryota, Metazoa, Arthropoda, Insecta, Diptera, Culicidae.